Messenger RNA from Styela clava, 2421 nucleotides. The record is from RefSeq and is a predicted model, not a curated record. NCBI's taxonomy places the organism in Eukaryota, Metazoa, Chordata, Ascidiacea, Stolidobranchia, Styelidae.
AUUUUGUUAUUGUGACGUCAUAAACGUAACAAUUUUAUUAAAAUUGAUUUAUAUUUUGAGAAAAUAUCAAUUGCACAGUUUUCACCGCGUGAACAACUAGAUGACAAUUAUGCAGUCGAGAAUGAAUAUUAUGAAAGCUUCUGGGGAUAUGAUGAUCUCACCACUAACGACAACCAAAAAGUGGAGAAGCGAGUACUAUCUCAAUCCAUCAAUCAUUCAAAAACCGAAGCAGGAAUGCUGGCUGAGCACUCAAAGUUCACCUUGCAUCUUGAGUUUGUUCGAAACGAAGCAUGUCGAAUAUCAGAAAAUUAUGGAGAAAAUGGCUAGCGAACCUAUCGUGAUGACGCAAGAUCAGGCAAUUGUUCCGAUAAUGGAAACACGCAGCUAUCCGAAUUUAAGAUCUUUGGAAAGCCUGCAACUGGAGGACGACAUUCUUCGAUUGUCUGAUCAAGAAUCGGUUCAUGAUCCUAAACCACAAGCAGUCGCCCUACCCAUACCGAAUUAUCCGGAAGAAAUAUUUUUAUCGUAUGAAUAUUGCAGCAACGUAGCGGAAAUUCUCAACGUGAUGGUUGACGAACUCAUUGACGAAUGCCUUGAGAAAGCAAGAACAGAGGAAGCAAUGGAGGCAAAACUGAAACCCAUGAAAAUGGAGAACGAGCCAAUCAACACAAGACGUAACCACCGACGUGUUCAUCCUCAACAGAAAGAAAAGGGGAAGAAAUUUCUGAAAUGCUUGUUAUUCCCAUUUGCGCGAUGCUUGGGUUUACAUCGCAAACAUUAACAGAAAAAUUUAAUUAUAAUUGAGUGAGUGCGAGCGUAAGUGACUAUUUAGGGCUAUUUAGGAUUCCAAUACAUGUUAAUUAGUUGAAUUUGAUAAUUGAAAAUUAUGUUCAUUUUCCAUUCAAACUAAUUCGCGCACCCAAUCCUGUACAGAUAAACUCGGCUCAACUUACAACUCUGUGUCGAUAGUAUUUUAUAUAGGUAGUAUUAGGAUUAUACUUUGUAUUUAUCCCACUGGUAAUCGAAUGCUUGCCCAUUCUCCACACCUGGUCUGGUUAGGUGGGUAUUCAUUCUGGAUGCAUAUAAGUAGUAAUUGUUGGGGGAUGUACCUCUCAACAUGUACCUCUCAACUUACAGUGGUAUGAUUCUAAUUCUGUUUUAACGUAGUGGCAAACGCAUCUAUCAUCUAGCUAAAGACCCUUAAAGUCUUAACCCUGUUUGGCACAUAUAUAUAUAUAGUUCUAUGUUACGAAGUUUACCAAUUUGAAAGCAGCCGAAUGCUCUGUCAAUAAUGUCGCAACUUUGGUCGCGAUGACUCAGUGAUUAGUGCGUUUGCAUAAGAUGUUGGUAUCGCAUUCGUAUUAAAAUCUCGAACCAAGGCUAGUCCGUUGUUCAAGCUCACCGAUAAAGCAAAGGUUAGGUCAUAAGAAAUACCGUCAAUCUGAGAAUUAUUAAUGGUUAAUUUAUUUAUAAAAAGUCCAGUCAUCUUCUAAAUUCGAUUAUUGUACUUUAUUUUAACAAUUGAUUCACAUUGGUGCGUAUGUUAAAAACAAUGUGUUGUAGCAAUUUUCGCAAAAAUUCCCGAAUGAAUUAUCAUAAAUUUUUAGGCGAUAUUCAUCAAUCUUUCAUUUAUUUUGUACCAAAAAUUAAGGCAACAACAGAACAUCAUUAAUAAAUGUUUUCAAAUAUCAAAACCCAGCAUAAACAUUCAUUCAAUCAACAGUGUUUCCAACGACAUGGUGGUUUCACCUUGAGGCUUAUGACGAGCCUGACUAGUUACGGAAAUGCUUUGUUUGGAUAAUGUUCCUACUUGGAUGUGAAAUGUUUCUGUAUGGCCAAUUGAGCCUUGAGAUUUUUUAUUUUUUAUACUGAAAAUCUGACUAUUUACAGAAACAACUUGCAGACAGUAGUGUUGCUGUAUUGUUGUUCAUGUUGUUGACAACAGCUUCUUUUCUGCAAUUGUUAGACCAAUCCCUUUAGUUCAAAGUAGAAUAGUUUUGUUUUCUGAAAGUCUUUUACUUUGAUUUGGUUUCAAAUUAUUUUUGGACUGUCCUAAUUAGUGCCAAUUGUUCUAUUCCAAAUUUGGCUAAUUUCGAAGAGUUACACCAACACGCGGGUUUUUCAUCCUAAAUUGGUCCAAGUUAUUCUCACCGAACGGUGUAUGAUUACCUGGCGAUCCCCCGUUCACGUGGUCUGUCGAAUGUCCAUACGAUACCAACGUAGUCAGUGCAACGCCAUAACCACAACACCAUCGCUCCUAAGAACGAUUGUAAUACUACUAAGUCUUCAUUUGCUUGCAUUUAUUGCAGUGUUAUUAUUGAACCAUUUCGCAAAUGUGAAAUUGCUUUAUGUAUUAUAUCGUACUAUGAUUGCAUUAUGGAUGUAGUUUACAAUUUGUUGUUGUUUGCUACAAUUUGAAUU